AUAUGUCCCAUUACAACAUUGUGCUGUAUCCACUGAUAACUUCUCAACUGAACUUUACUGAAGCUUGAAGAGGACGUAACUAACACUCGGCGCUAUGUCUUGCCAUUGGAAAAGUGGAUCUGUUAGAUCAUCAGCAUGUGGCAGUGUUUCGGGCAGUAGAGUGAGUAGCCUGACGGCAGAAUGGGUCAAGGGAUCAGAACAUCAUUCCUCCCUAAAUUUCCAUUCAAAUGAUGGCCUCCUACAAGGUGGUGGGGAAAAGGAGGCCAUGCAGAACCUGAACAUCCGUUUGGCCUCUUACCUGGACAAAGUGCGAGCACUGGAGGAAUCCAACGCUGAUCUGGAAUUAAAGAUCAAGGAAUGGUACAUUAAACACCAGCCACAUACUGUACCAGCCGAUUACAGCAAGUACUUCCGCAUCAUUGAAGAACUCAAAUGCAGGGUAAGUAAACUGAUCUCAUGAUGAUACUUUGCUCAGCACUGUGCAACACUGACCAAAGAAAUGGAAUAUAUAUGGAUUCAUGUAACUAAUGUUAACGGACAAAUGCUUUCAAGUCUACAAAUAUUUUGUCACAGCAGUCAAUAAUGCAGGACAAUAUUGUCCUCUCUGUCCCUCACUUAGGCCUUAAUCUGCACUUUUGGGUUAACUUCUUAUCUGGUUGACGAUAAUGAUCAUGAAAAUUGACUUUAUCUUUAUAGAAGCCAGGGCAUCUCUCGAGAAAACUUUUGGUAUUGUGUGCCUUGUGUUUAUGUUUGUGUCAUUUUACACAAAUUUUAGCUGGUGAUUUAAAAAAAAAAAAAAAAAAGUUUAGAUAUAUGUUUAGUUUGAUGAAUAAAAAUAAAUGCCCUUUAUAAUUAAGUAUGCAAUAAAAUGAAGAAUUUACAUAAUAUUAACAUAAAUUAAAAAACAUUAUUAAUUAAUCCAUUCAUUGCAUCAACACCUUAGCAAGAUGCCCAUGUUUGUGUCCAAAACAUUGGGGUUAUGUAUAAAAAGUGCUGUGUUGUGAAAAGUGGUCCAAAGUGAAGUUGGCCAGUCACCAUGGAAACCAGUGGAAUCGGCAGGCACAUUGCAAUAGUGACUCUGACCCUUUUCCAUGUUAGCAACACUUUUUAGAAGAGACGAGGUAUAUACAUACGGACUUUAAUGCCCAACCACACUGUUACAAAGAUACGGGCAUUGUACUAGUACUAAAUAUUGAGUUAUGGCUGCUUUGCUAACUGUGUAAAAGUUCUAAAACAAGAAUUGUAAUAGAAAAUAGGAAGUAUACAGAAAUUAUAAUAAUUAAAUUCUUUAACAUGGAAAAUAUGUAAAAAGAAUUUAAAGAAAAAGUAAAAUUAGAUAUUAGGAAUUGUGUUUUUUUAACAAAUAUAGAAAAGGUCAAAAGAGAAAGGAGACAGUUAAGUUUAAUUUGUUAAAAAUUGUCAUGUUAUAAAUUGCAUAUAUUGAGGUUUAGAUAUGUAAAAUGUACACACGAUAGCGUAAUAAUUUGCAAGGAUUUAAUUCUUUGGCAAUUUUUGUGUUUCCUUUUUGUUUCAGUAUUAUACUGUAAUAUACUGUAUUUUCAAACUCAUUGAUAUGAUUCUUGAAAGAGUCUGGAACACCGUGUUUCUGCAUAGCAGAGCAAAAUGAAUUGGUUGUUCAGACAUCCGCAAAUGUAGACGAUAACCACAGACAAGCUGAAUUACUGACACAUCUGAGCCAAACAUAGAUAUCACUAAACCACAGCUUCUUAACAUUAUAAUUAAUCAUUGAGCAAAGAGAAUAGAUCGCAUUGUCGUGCAAAAUGUAUUUUCUUGUAUGUCUUUAUCGAAAGAAUAUAAUAAUACAUCAUUCUGUGCAAAGUAAGGUUUACAUUAAUUAUCUCUGAAAGUAAAUUGAAUUAACAAUAUAUUCAGAAACAUCAGUAUAUAUUGGAGUUAUAUAAAAGAACAGAAGGGAUAAGGAUUAAGAAGAAUUGGCAGUUGAUUAAAGAGUCAGGAAUUAAAAUAAUUCUCAGAAAAUACUAAAAUACUAUGUCUUAGCCUUAUAGGACAACAAAGUUGGAAUGAUCUCUUAGCUGCAGAACCCAUACACUUAAAAGGACACAUUAUUGCCCAAACAAUAAAAAUCACUGUUUUUUUGUAGGUAUAGCCCCUAUGAAAACAUGCAUGCAUUUUUUUUUAAAUUUGGGGUUAUAUCUAAAUACUGUGGGGAUAUUUAUGGGAUGAUAAUAUUAAACAGUCGAGAAUUGCCCACUAUUUCAAUUCUCUUAGAUCUUAGAGAUCGUUUAUCAUGUAAGUGAUACAAAUAAAAUCACCAUUUGUUUUAAAAAUAGAUUUAAUUUAUUGUAACAAAUUAAAUAACAAUAAUAUUAGGCAGCAUGCAUGAUAAUAAUCAGUGAAUAUUUAGUAUAACAUAAGUAUGCAAUACAAUGGAAUGGCUAUACAUGUUCCAAUGGCUAACAGCAUCACCUGUCACUUAAUAAGAUUUAUGAGGGUACUUUACAGACAAAAGUAAAGCUUCACACAGUGAAAAGCCAUAAAACCUUGGCUAACAGUUAGAUCAACUGAGUAACCCUUUCAAUGCUGGCUAGAUCCUCCUAGGCAUAUAGUAUCCUAUUCUCCUGUGAUUUUCAAUUAAAAUAACAUUUGAACCAACUCAUUAGUCAUUUCCUGGAACCAUCUAAUAAGAAUAAUCUACCAGAUUUUUACAAAAGCCGAAUUUUAGUUUGCCUAAAAAGAUAUCUUAUCUUAUUUUAGAGCAAAUCAAUACACCUGGAUAAAAACAGCAGUAUGCUAACACGUGAUACUAUCACAUUAAUAUAUAAUUAUUCUUAAUUCCACCUGCAGAAUGGAAUGUUUAUAACUAUAUAUUCUUUAGUUAACUAAGAUUUCUAAAUAUUGAAACCUGACCGUGAUUUAUCCAGUCAUAUAUCAUGCUUUAGUAAAUUUUAAUUAAUUUAAAUUAAUUAAAUAAAACCAGCAUAAUUACCAGUUAUGUAGAUAUUCUCAUCAGAUGAGCAGGUAGUCCCAGGAACUUGAUUGGUUGUAUGGAGGUGCGUGAUUGAUAGAGAAAAGUGGUGUUGGUUAGAAAGUAUCAGUAAAUUUUAAGUGUCAAGGAGUUUAAGAGUUGAGUGUCCAAGAGAGUUUGAGGGUUAAUUGCUGGAGUCUCCUGGAUCUCUCUGCAUGUCCGAAUCUGAACCAACUAACCUCUCUCUCCCCUUUGUCCUAACUUUUAAAGGGCCAGACUCUCUGUACGUCAUUACUUGAUAAAGCCAAUAGGAAAUUGUAGGUGGGUUCAAUCUAUGGAUCGCAAUUUAGGUAUUUGAUCCAUAGAGGGCAGUCUCGUCUCACUAAACCUUCCUAUCCAGGAAGAGUUAACUUUUCCUGAUGAUUUGGCUUAUCUAAAAUGACUACCAUAACUUAGAUUUGCUGUCAGUUCAAAGCGUUUGUCUCAGUCUUUGUGGCAACUACUUUGAUCGUAAUUUCUAAAAUUGACAGUUCUAAACUCAAUUUCACCCCUUACUUACAAUGGAACCUUGUAAAAUUUUGUAAGUAAAAUUAAUUACCUAGUCUUCUCUGUCACUAGUGUCUGUGUUUAUAUAAUGCAUUCCUUAGCUCAGGCUUAGUGGUUAGUGAAAGCAAGGAACUUAUGUGUCUUUGUUAUCCUGAAGAUAGCAAAAUGGAGUCCACUCUGUUCUGAGUGACUCUGGCAAUAUACACUUUUAAUUUCUUUCUUAGCACAAAAUGUCUGCCGAUAUAAAUAUCCUGACAAUACAGCUUGCAAAAGCUGCAGAUCUCUUGUAAGGAAGUAACAGGAUUGGUUGUUUGAUUGGCAGCCUGGGGGGUGUAACAAUGUUAAUUCAUAAAAGUGCCAAUUGAAAUCUGCGUUUUUUGUAAAAUGAAAAAAAGAGAACACACAGAAAGAAUUUCAGCAUCUGCAUCUGGACUGAGCCGUUAAUCAAAGGAACCGUUUGGUCCCUGAAAUGUGAUGUGGCUCAGAAGAAGGCAAUAGGAUUUUAUCUAGAGAAUAAAUAUUUCCUCACAUAAGUAAAACAUUCUGUGUAAUUGCAUAAUAUUUCUUUGAGUUAUUUUCAUAAAAACAUAUAAGCUUUCCAAAGGAUUCAGAGUUAGAAAAAAACUUGCAUAAAAAUUCCCAUAGACUUUAAUGGUGACAUAUUGAUAAAUCAUUUGAAAAUAGUUUUCUCACAGUAUUGAAUAAGUUGGAAAGCUUACUGAAUUGAGGCGAAAGUCUGCUACAAAAGAGAUGUCACAAUGUUAACUUUGUACGUCUAAAACAAUUCUCACAAUAAUAAAAUGUUGGACCUUUGAUAUUUUUCAGAUUCUUGCAGAGACCACUGAAAAUUCAAGAAUUGUACUACAGAUUGAUAAUGCCAAACUGGCAGCUGAGGACUUCAGAGUUAAGUAAGUGAAGUAAAGAGAGAACAAAAAAAGCUGUAUUCAAUAAACACCCAAUUGUACAAUUUUAUGUUAUUGUAUUUUUUUUUUUAUUAUUAUUAUUGUUUUUGGUGUAGUGAACAAUUAUGGAGUGACAUGGGUUGUAAAUGUUCAUUAAAUCAAUUUAUUUAUGUUCUAGGUAUGAGAGUGAAUUGUGCCUUCACCACGGUGUUGAAUCAGACAUUGCUGGUCUACGUAGAGUAUUGGACGAACUGAACUUCGCUAAAUCCAAUCUGGUGCCUCAGCUCGAAAGCUUGAAGGAAGAGCUGGAAUGCCUGAAGAAGAAUCACGAAGAGGUGAUCAUCUAAGGAUUGUGUAUUUUCAGUGACAAUUAAGAUGAAGCAACCUUUAAAUGUAACAAGAAACCAUCACACAGUGUUUAUGUAUUGCCCAUGUUGUAAAUGUAAUCAAUAUCUAAAACAUAGGUUUUCUUCUACAACAGAGCAAUCUGUAAAAUGUGUAGAUUGUCUUGAAAACGUCCACAUUUUAUUAGGACAGUGGCCACAAUGUCAAUCUAUCUUAACUAUAUUUGAAUGUUGUGCAUAUGAUCAGCUUUCAGUGUUAUAGUUAUUUUAGCCACACCAUCCAAUUUCGUGUUUCAGUAACCAACUUAAUGGACAUGUUAUUUGUUUUUAUGACUUCUUCCCAGGAAAUGAAGGCUUUGAGAGGGCAAAAGGGAGACAUUAAUGUUGAAAUGGAUGCUGCUCCUGGAAUCGAUCUAAGCAAACUCCUGAAUGACAUGAGAACACAGUAUGAAGUGAUUGCAGAGCAGAACAGACAGAAGGCUGAAGAGUGGUUCCAUGAAAAGGUAAGUAGAUUGUGACCUCUUUCAAUAUUUUUUAAUUUAUAUUUUUGCUCUGUAUAAUGGUACAAACUGACUUGUCACGCCCCAACAGUAAGUUACGAGCCAUUUAAGAGUCAGAGGUUAAAUGUUGUAAGGCAUUUAAAGAGGCAUGCACAUAUUUUAUGUUUAUAAAAAUAAAAGAUAUAGUGGGAGAAUAACAAGUUUAUGUUAAGAAAUAAUCAGGCCUGCCUGAAUGUGGGACAAGGUAUUUGCUUCAAAAACAGAAAAAACUGCUGGCAGGCUCAUAGAUUACCAUAAAGCAAUAGGGUAGGAGUAAAAACAGGCUAGUAGCUUGAGAGUAACAUUUCACCCCCUGUGAAGUUGCAGGCUGGCCCCAAAUGCAAGGACCGGGCUUACCCCCACCGGUCCAAAGGGGGGGAAACGAGGCCAGUACCAUGUAGAGCCAGAGAUUUUUAUUCGCAGUGCAGGAUUGGAUAAUGGGGCAGCGGCCAUUCACCCCACCACCUAAGUAGGCCUCAGCUACUGCGGUGUCAAUGCACCUUCCAAGGGGCCAGAUUAUGCAGGGAAGCUGUAGCUUCAGUACCCGGACCUCUGAGCACACAGGACCGCAGACAAUCAGUAAGCUUGAUUAUGUAAUCGUAAUUAUCUGGAAACCGCAGGAGCUGAUGAUCCAUGCGACCUUCCAGCAUGGUGGUCCGGCCCCGCUCCCCCUCUUUCAAUAUUUUUGACUAUACCUCAAAGCAAAGGAGUGUGAUUACUUGGGUUGUUUAAACAUUAGGCUUCUAUGACUUGAUACUAAAACUCCUUACUACCUAUUUUUUAUUAUGUCUGCAGAGUUCCGAGCUGAACAAGGAGAUCACUCAUAGUAGUGAAAUGGUGGAAUGUCAUAAGACACAGCUGACCGAAUUGAGACGAACCGUUCAAGAACUGGAAAUUGAACUUCAGGCACAACUUGCAAUGGUGAUUUACCUUUCUUCACCUGUAAUAUAAAAAUACUGUGUUAUGUACGUGAUGUAAUUAUAGUGCACUGACCUCAUAAUAGUAUCCAGCUAUCUUUACCCAAAAAUAUUUUAACAAAAAAUAUUACUAUCCAGUAAAACUAAUACUAUCCAGUAAAACUAAUAAAAUAAUUUACUUGUUUCUAACAGAAAAAAUCCCUUGAGUGCUCCCUGGCAGAAACAGAACGUUGUUAUAGUACGCAACUGGCACAACUUCAGGGUUACGUAGGAAAUGUGGAAGAGCAACUAAGUCAAAUCCGUGCUGACUUAGAACGCCAGAACACAGAAUACAAAGUCCUCCUAGACAUCAAGACACGUCUGGAAAUGGAGAUUGAGACAUACCGUAGACUUCUUGAUGGAGAAGCGUAAGUAUGAGAAGCUAGAAUUAUAUUGUUUUAGUGCAUUAGAAUUGUAAUUUCUAUGUUUCCUCAACCUUUAGAAAAAAGGUUUCCUGUAGAUAUAAGUUCAAUCAAAAUCAAUCUAUAUAAAACCUCAGCAGGAUCCAUUACUAGAAGAAUGUGUUCACUGGUGGUGGAGGUGUAACGCAGUGAGUAAUGAAUUCAUCAGUGUAGUUUUAGUAAAAAUGAGCAGAUGAAUAAAUGGUACUACUGGAAAAGACUCACUUGUAUUGCAGGUAGUUAUUAUUAAUUAACAUUAAUUGGAACCCUUCAGUGUUUCGGUGGUUGUUUGACCAUGCAUAAAUGUGUGAUGAUGUUUUUGAAGUAAAAACGUGAAAGGAGAAGAUGGUGGGGAGAAAUUGGUGAAUCAAUGAUCACCCAUUUGGAAAUGAGGAAACAAGAUAAAUACAGUAGUUAAUAUCAUUUUUGCCAAAUUACAUAGCUAUCUAGUAUAAACUAGACACUUAUCCUAACCAGUCAGUCAGUGCAUUGAAACUAUUUGUUGAUGCACCUAGCAAAUUUUAAGAACACUCAAUCAACAUGUUAUAUGUCAAAAUUGCAAAUAACAAAGUCUUUUUGUGUGACUGUGGUUUUUUUCGUUUUUUUUUGUAGAUGUCAACAUAGAGAGAUUCCAGCCCAUGUGAAAGGUUUGUUCCCUUUUUUUGGACAUUGCUUCAAAAAUGAUUCUUUAAAAAAAAUCUAAAAUGGAAAUAUGUCCAACCACAACAGAUAUAGAAAAUGCUAGAGUUUUUUAACACGUAACACCCAUUUAAGCGAUAACUCUUUCCAUCCCUACUUUAGCAAUAUUCUACAGAAAAACAAAAGAUAUUUUAAUGAAAUAUCAGAUUACUGCUAAGCUGGGUGCAUUAACUGUCUUGGCUCUAAAUUUUACUUGACAUAAAUUGGCAUCUCUGUGCGUAGCAUACUGUAGGGUAUUAGUACAUUCCCACUCAAGGUUAUAUCAGAAUGAAAUACAAUUCACUUGAAAGAGAGGUUCCAGAAAAACCUGAGGCUUGAUCCCAAAGUUAAACCUCUACCUUAACAGUGAUGUGGGGAAAUGUCAUGACAUACCCCAGCCUUUGGAUAUUAUAUUUCAUUCCUCUCUACCCAUGAACAGAGUUUUGAUUAUGCUAUAUAGGAUAUCUAUGAAAGCACCUGCUGAACAACCAAAUAUUCAAUGUGAUCCCAUCACUCUACCUAAUGAAUAGAGGGUUAGGCAGUAAAGUUCUGUUCCCCAAAACACUCAACCAACAGUCACUCUUGGGCACCAUCCUGUAAGUGGCCUUGAGGAGCACUGUACUAGUGAGUUUACUUUGUAUAUCAGGCAACUGCAUUUAAAAACAGCUGUCUAAUCUAAAUAUAAAUUAAAAAAAAACACUAGUGUCCUUUUGCCCCCUUUACUAUCUGUAGAGAUCUGAAGCUAAAGAGUCGCACAUCAGGGGAUUCAGUCCUCAAAGCCCCCCAUUAGUAACGCAUAUGAGACAUGGUCCUUGUAUUUAACGAUGCACAACAUGCUUUAGAAAUUAAUGUUGCCUUCUUCCAUCAAAUGAAUAUAGAAUAAUAUAGCACUAUAAAGCAUAGUAAUGCAUAGCAUAGUAUUAGCAUAGUAUAUUAUAGUGUUUGUGUUGUGGCUUUUUUUUUAAUUUUAAAUCUCACUAUUCUUUGUUUUCUUCAUAUUUCCCCUUGACGCGUGUCUUUAAUUUCCAGAGUCAAGCAAGACCAGGAAAGUCACAACAAUUGUUGAAGAAGUGGUCAACGGAAAAAUCGUGUCACAGAAAGUGAAUGCAACCGAAGAGAAGCUAAAACAUUAGAAACAAACGUCAACACAUGUAAAAUAAUGUUAUUAAUACGUUGCUGUAUAUGUAAGAAUGCAAAAUAUGCAGCAAUUAUUUGCCACAAAGUUGCUUAACGCAACAGGGAAAUGGGUGCAUCUAUCUGCUUUCAAUCUCAAAUAAACUUUAUCAAGCAAGUAACCUGUUUUGUCUUUGUCCAUUUAUUUG
Messenger RNA from Pelobates cultripes (western spadefoot toad), 8635 nucleotides. NCBI's taxonomy places the organism in Eukaryota, Metazoa, Chordata, Amphibia, Anura, Pelobatidae. The record is from the annotation of a GenBank genome assembly.